CUGUGGGACCACAGCAACCGAUGCCCCUCACUUGGCACCCUCUCUGGCUGUGGCACAAUGGACAACGGAAACGCCCAGAUGCACACGGAGGAGGAAAAGACGGCCAACUCCUUCCCACCAUCCACGCCAGGACUGGACCCCCCAAAAGGAGGGGUCGAGGGGGUGGAGACCCAGCCAACACCAGGGCCUGUUCCUCCACCAGAGAUGAGGGACACUGGAGAGAGGAGGGACCUGGAUCAAGUGCAGAAGCAGCCUCAGGCGCCCACGGUGGCCGCAGGGGCCCAGAACCUCGGGAACCUUCGGCAAGGCUUCAUGAAGUGCUUGCUGGAGGUGGAAGAGGUGGAGGCCACGCAUCGGAGGGCGACGGCCAAGGCCCGGGCCCUGCCAAACCGGAAGUCCCCCAGGACCCUGACCCCUGUGCCCAGCUCAGCCCCCAGCCUGCUUCUGACCCUGCCUCAGACCCCCGCGCCGGCCCCUGUGAUGGCCCCAUCCUGGGCCCGGUUGCCAGCCCCCGGGUCAAUCCCCGCCCCUGGGGGCACCCCGGUCCCAGGGCCCGUGGUGGCCCUGCCGCCCCCCACCCUGGACGCGGGCUGGAGAAGGACAGAACUCCUGCACCCGAGCGGAGACAGGAGCCUGAGCAGCUCCAAGGCACGGCAGGAGCUGGAGGAGCGCGGCCUCCUCAAGCUGUCUCAGACCCGGGAGGAGAGGUCGGAGGAGCACCUCACCCUGAAGCAGGAGGAAGCCUUCCGCAGCUACUUUGAGGUCUUCAAUGGCCAUGGCGAGGUGGACGCCCAGAGCCUGGAGAACAUCCUGUUGCUCAUGGGCAUCUCCCUGACACCGGCCCAGGUAGAGGACGCCCUGAUGAGUGCUGAUGUCGAUGGAGAUGGUCGUGUAGGCUUCAAGGACUUCUUGGCUGUGAUGACAGACAGCGGGCGUUUCUUCUCCUCCGUGGAACAGAGCGCCCUGACGGACACGGCUCCCCCCAACCCCCACACUCUGCUCUUUGAGAUCCUGUCCCUGAUGGUGGAGAUGCUGGCCCUACCCGAGGCAGCCUUAGAGGAGAUCACCGACUAUUACCAGAAGAAGCUGAAGGAAGGCACCUGUAAGGCCCGAGAGAUGGAGGCGGCCAUAGGCCGGCUGCGGUCCCGGAAGAAGCUUCCCUGCAACCCCCAGCAAGCAGACACCUCGGAAGUCCCGGAACGAAGGGUCCUCAGGAUCCUGAGCCGGCUGAAGCAGCAGAACUACGCUGCCAAUCUGCAGAGCCCCUACGCCCAGGUGCCCUGCAUCCCGCUCUAUCCGCGGCUGGGCAAGAAGAUGGCCCGACGGAAGCAGGGCAGCCACUACGUGCUAGAUCAGUGUACCCCCACCAGCCUGGGCCCCGACAUCCGUAGCCUUUUCUUCCAGUCAGGAUCUCAAGGAAGCAGGGAACACAACUCAGAGAGCCGAAAGUGGCUCAGCUCUGUGCCAGCUCGAACCCACUGA
Molecule: messenger RNA, 1482 nt
Organism: Lynx canadensis (Canada lynx)
Lineage: Eukaryota; Metazoa; Chordata; Mammalia; Carnivora; Felidae
Gene: SPATA21
Product: spermatogenesis associated 21
Exons: 11
Coding region: 58-1482 (474 amino acids)
Molecular function (GO): calcium ion binding
Source: RefSeq, a predicted model, not a curated record